CAUCAUCCAUCGACCAUCCACACUCGUUUAGGGUCGGAAAUGAGCUAACUCAUGGGCUACUUUACUCCAACCAAACACUUUAAAAAGGUCAAAACAACAACGGAAACCUAACGAGGGAUGAAUUUCGAUUUUCUGUUAUCGUAGAUUCGUAGUAAAUUUCCGAUUCUCGCACAAAAUCAAUUACUACUUACUACCAGGCACUGCAUCAAGUUAAUUUCCCCCCUUUUUUCCUCCAAAGUUAUAAUACUAAUUUAUAGUAAUUGCGAACAAAUUCCAGCUUCAGGAAAAAAGCUUUAUUCAGUAUGCCAAGAUACAAGGAUGAACCUCCUGCAAUUCGUGUAUAUACAGUCUGCGAUGAAUCAAAGUACUUGAUUGUGAGGAAUGUACCAGCACUAGGGUGUGGUGAUGAACUAAGACAAUUGUUUGCAACAUAUGGAGAAGUUGAAGAGUGUAAACCUAUGGAUGCAGAAGAGUGUGAGGCAUUUACUGAUGUCUAUUGGAUCAAAUUCCAGCUAAUCAGCAAUGCAAGGUUCGCAAAAAGAAAAUUAGAUGAGUCUGUUUUCCUUGGGAAUCGGCUGCAGGUGUCGUAUGCUACUGAAUAUGAGAGUCUGUCUGAUACAAAAGAGAAGUUAGAAGGCAGGAGAAAGGAGGUUCUGGCACGAUUGAAGCCUGGAAGAUCCAGUGGUCAUGAAUUGCAAUGUAAAGGUGCUAGUAAUCAUCCAUUAUCACUUGGAGCUCCAUCACAUGUUUAUCAGCAAUUGGACAUUAAGCAAGGAUGGUACACCAAAGAAAUGAACCAAAUUUCUAAAGUACACCAUUCGUCAACGACCAGGGUGUCCUCUGAUCAGGAUUACUUCCCAUCCCAUUCAAUGAAUGAAACGGUUAAAAGAGUGAGAGAGAAGCUAGAUAAGAUAGAAUCAAGUUCUUCAAAUGUGCAAUCUGGCCCUGCUUUAAAGAAAACACGAGUUGAUAAUAGGAGAAGGAUAUGAGACUGCUGUCUUCAUACUGGUGCAAGCUGGGAUUGUUUGGUCUUUACUCCUGUAAAUAAGAGACACAAUCCUCUUGUAUGCUCAAGAGGCUACUUUUACUGCGUCGUAAAUGUUUGAUUUCUGCAUGUAAUGGGGCAAUUCCGCACCAAUGAAAUGAAAUUGUUAGUUGUAGAUGAAGUUCUCUGAUGAGAGUUGUAUUACAUUGUUAGUUUUUGUAAGAAAACUUUUCCAUCUUGUCAAUUCAAGAAAUAUAACAUGGUCUUUAUAAUAAA
This is a messenger RNA of Beta vulgaris subsp. vulgaris (sugar beet), 1261 nucleotides long. RefSeq lists its product as uncharacterized. Gene Ontology annotation, molecular function: RNA binding. Bases 303 to 989 code for a protein of 228 amino acids. NCBI's taxonomy places the organism in Eukaryota, Viridiplantae, Streptophyta, Magnoliopsida, Caryophyllales, Amaranthaceae. The transcript is spliced from 8 exons. Gene Ontology annotation, cellular component: nucleoplasm. The record is from RefSeq and is a predicted model, not a curated record.